UUGUUGUUGGUGGAGGUGGAGGGCAGGAACAGGGCAUCGAAGGGGAGCUAAUGAGCAGCAGCAUCACCGAGAGUAUCCGAAAGGUGCUCGCGUUGCAGGUGAAAUUAGACGGGAUAUUAUGAUAACUGAUGUAAAGGGAAGGCCGACAGACACCCGGGGGCUUCUACCGCUUUACAGCUAACGGGAAGGACGCUGACAGGAACAUGAAAACAGCAUGCGGUGACUGAGACUGAGGCCAAAAGUGGGUCCUGUGGUGGCAGAAGCAGCAGCAGGCAACAAGCUUAGAUGAAGGAUGAAGAGCCCAGUGCACAGAUGCAGGGAUGUGGAGCACAGUCGUGGGCAGGGUGGAGUCGGGGCAGGAACCAACUGUCUGCAGGCAGAACAGCGCAUCCCUAUCUCCAAAGACGUCAUCACUUCUUCCUCUGCCUCCGCCAUGUGGUUCAUCAGGGACGCCUGUGGCAUUAUGUGCGCUGUUAUCACCUGGCUGCUGGUGUUUUACGCAGAGUUUGUGGUGCUGUUUGUGAUGCUGCUGCCCUCCAAGAAUCUGACGUACAGCAUUGUGAAUGGGACGCUGUUCAACUUUCUGGCCUUUCUUGCCCUCGCCUCACACCUCAGGGCCAUGUGCACCGACCCCGGGGCAGUGCCCAAAGGGAAUGCUACAAAGGAAUACAUAGAAAGCCUUCAGCUGAAACCAGGGCAGGUGGUCUACAAAUGUCCCAAGUGUUGCAGCAUCAAGCCUGAUAGAGCACACCACUGCAGUGUUUGCAAACGCUGCAUACGGAAGAUGGACCACCACUGCCCCUGGGUUAAUAACUGUGUUGGGGAGAACAACCAAAAGUACUUUGUGCUUUUCACAAUGUACAUUGCACUCAUCUCUCUUCACGCUUUGGUCAUGGUGAUCUUCCAUUUCCUUAACUGCUUUGAAGAUGAUUGGACAAAGUGCAGUUCCUUUUCUCCUCCAGCAACAGUCAUCCUCCUUAUACUCCUGUGCUUUGAGGGUCUCCUCUUCCUCAUCUUCACCUCUGUGAUGUUCGGCACCCAGGUCCACUCCAUUUGUACCGACGAGACAGGCAUAGAGCAGUUGAAAAAGGAAGAGAGAAGAUGGGCUAAAAAAACUAAGUGGAUGAACAUGAGGGCAGUAUUUGGACACCCUUUCUCCUUAUUGUGGUUUAGUCCCUUCUCCACCCCUGACCAUGGGAAGGCUGAGACCUACCAAUAUGUGGUGUAGGCUCAGCACGGGAAAUGAGAUGGUUGGGGUCAAAACUAAAGUGGGAAGCCCUGUCCAGCCCCACAGAGCUCACCUUUGGCAGUCUGCUACUCCCAAAGCUGAACGUGAUUUACACUGUAUCCCCCACGCUAGCCAUGGACGGCUUUCCACCUGCUUUUUGUGUUACCAACUAAGUGCGAUAUACGUUUAUUUCUGUGUUGCCUUGAGUGAGUGGAGUUGCAGAGAAAAAGAAAACACCUUGAGUUUGUGAAUCCUGUUUGCAAACACUGUGAUGUAUCUGUUUUUCUGAACUUCUUCUCUUACUGUUUUUGUAUCAAAAGCCUUCUCUUUUCUUGCUCUGUAUACUCUUGCUUUACUGUAAGGGUUAGUUCUGUUUACUCCCUGAAAACAUGUUUUCAUUUUCCUGCAGUGAUAAAGCUGGCCACACUGAUACUUUUUCGUUUUAGGUGUUGAGGAUUUCAGCUACCACUGAAACCCCAACCACAUCAUUACAAUCGGAGAGAUUAUACAUUAAUUUAAGGCUCCCACUAAUAACUAUUUUUUUAUAAAUAAUUUUAUGAUAUAUCUAUUAUUUUCUAAAAUGCCAGAUAAUAGUAAAAGAGUGCCCAUCACGUGUUCCCAGAUCUCAAAGUAAUGUGCUUAUUAUUUAACCAACAGUCCAAAACCCAAAGAUAUUUAAUUCACUGUCAUAAUAAACUAAGGAAUCCAAUAAACAUUCACAUAUAAGGACCUGUAAACUGUAAAGUUACUUCAAGGGGCAAACUGUAAGAUAUGGCCAGAAUUUUAGAAAAACAUUCUAAAAAACACUGAAAGAAUGAAAUGGUUGGUCAAAAAUGUCUGUGUACUGUGUUGCAAUGUUUACCGAAGUUAGCAUGCAAGCCCUGGCCCACCCUGUCUCCCAAUACCCAGUAUAUCCCCUAUAUGCAUCUAGUAGCAACACACCUCCACUGCUGAAAUGUGACUGCCAGUGCUGGAUUACACAGUACUGGCAGUUGCUGCUACACAUUUUAGUAAAGCGUAGAAAAGGAAAGAACUUACAACUAUAGCUAAAUUGUAUUUUUUCUUGCUACUGACACUUCACGUCCAGACUAAUUCACACAAACAAGUAUACCAUUGAGCACAUAACCAUUCAACUUUACUGAAUGUGUCAGCUCAACAUUUCAAACAAAAAGCAUUGGGUAAAUUAUAUUACUGAAGCACACAAUACUGAACACUGAGCCCCGAUCAUUAUUCUUGCAGAUGGGGAAGAAAACUGCCCUUCAAUCUCACGAGUUGUGCCUAACGUUACAGUAAAUGCAGUCAUAUGUCAGACAAGCAAGGGUUAACAAUAAUUUGUGAAAUAAACAUCAUUUGGAAGAUUUAAAAAAGAUUUUAAAAAGGUUCCAGCUAGAAUGUAUGCACAAAUCGUUACGUUGCAGAAGCUUCAGUCUCCACAAUCAAUUUUCUCUCUAUUCUUCUAUCUUCUACUUCUAUUUGACGACACCUAUCAUAACCUACAUGAUGCUAGUCCAUGCUAAUAUCGAUGCUGUCACUAAUCCAUGCUAGUGAUGUUUUUCUUGCCAGAAAGGCAGUCUGGUUGAAAUAGGGGUGUCACGAUCUCGACUGUUAGUCAAAUAUCGAUCAAAAUGACAUUAUGAUUCUUGACCUUCGAAAUCAAAGGUGGAAUCAAGGAUUUAGGCACGGCCCCAGUGUCAUGUCUGGCAGACAUGCCAGGAGGGGGAAAAAACUCACACACAGCAUGUUGUUGCUCAGCGAGUUAACAUCACCUCCUCUUACAUGAAACUGCAGACAGUUUUAAUACACCAUGGCAACUGCUGAUAAAGGAGACACCUCAGCUGAACUCAAACCCUCCUACUUCUCUGAUACCAACAGUGUGGAAAUAUUUUGCAUUCCUGGUGAGUAAUGUUAAUAACGUUUGUUUUUUUUGACAAUAAUACCACAGUUUAUAAGCUAUGCUAUGCGCAUGUAGCAUACACGUCCAGAGGCAACACGGCAAAUAUAGCAGAACAUCUCCGUAGGUAUGGUAAAGAAAUAGACUUAACUGAGAAAACAACACUGUUAACAAGUCAACCUUUCCGUCCCUCACAUAGAGCUGAACAUCCACAAAAUUUAAAGCAAUAACCAGCACUAUGGGGCUAUUUGUAGCAUCACACAUGCCACCUUAUUCAGUGGUGGACAACCUUGGAUGUAAUCAUGCUAUGAAAUGCCCUGAAGGUCACAUCUUACCAAAAAGGUGCCCUCCAUGUGUGAUGAUGUGAAGGAAGAAGUUAUUAGAGGUCUGAGCAGUGCAGAUUUAGUGGCCUUUAGUGGACCUCCAGAAUGACAAGAUCUUCACAACACAACAUCAAGCAUGCACUCUUCAAAUCUGCUGUAAAGAGUGCACACUGCAGUUACAAGAAAGAGUCACUAGAUGGCAGAUACCGUCUAUGACUUCUCUCCUUAUGUUUACAGUUAGUUUCCAAUUGACUGGUGAAGUUAUUGUAACAUUUAUAUUGUUGAUCAAUUAUUUAAAUCUGACAAUAAGGCACAAAUAAUUGAGAUUAUAUCACUACACUUUAUAGACUAUCUAUAUAAGAAAAAAUAAGAAAAAAAUAAAUGAUUUGUCAUGGCAUAAAACCAACGAUCCUAUACUAGACAAGUCUAAAAAUGGCACAGACGUCUGUGCAACAAGAAAAAAACAAAACAAAGAAAAGAAGGAGAUUCAAAUUGAAUUAUGAUCUUAAAAAAAAAUAAAAAUCAAUUUGAGGUUCUGGAGAAUCGUGACACCCCUAGGUUGCAAUGGUAAUGACUACAUAUGACUAUUAACCAUGUUCUCAGUCUCUCAGAAAGUUGACUUUUUAGACA
Acanthopagrus latus (yellowfin seabream) is the source of this 4072-nucleotide messenger RNA. It is a transcript of the gene zdhhc3a, whose product is annotated as zinc finger DHHC-type palmitoyltransferase 3a. Bases 293 to 1228 code for a protein of 311 amino acids. The transcript is spliced from 7 exons. Gene Ontology annotation, biological process: peptidyl-L-cysteine S-palmitoylation; protein targeting to membrane. Gene Ontology annotation, molecular function: protein-cysteine S-palmitoyltransferase activity. Gene Ontology annotation, cellular component: Golgi apparatus; endoplasmic reticulum. The record is from RefSeq and is a predicted model, not a curated record. NCBI's taxonomy places the organism in Eukaryota, Metazoa, Chordata, Actinopteri, Spariformes, Sparidae.